ACCAAAUAUUUAAGCCAUCUACAUGGCUCAACCUUUCACAACUGCCAACAAUUUUAUCAUGUCAGAAUUCAAUCGCCCACAAGGCCCUCCACCGGGUGCUGUGCCACCUCCAGCCUACGCUCCAGAUGCCGAAGGCUCCUCCACUUCGACUGCGCAGUACCAGAGACCAGCAGUCCCACCGCCGGGCCACCCAACCUCCAACCCAUUCACGCCAGCGUCUGCGGAACAGGAAAAGCAAGCCUUGAAGGAGAAGUACAAGCAGGAACAGUCUCAGCCCCAGCUGUUUGACGCCCCUCCGCAGACUUCCCAAUACACCGACCACGAUUACGAAACCCUCUUGCCCUCAAUCAUCAAGUCACUUAACCGGUUGCAAAACCCAGAGUUGUGGCUGGAGUAUCUCAAAUCCACACGGAAAAAGUCAUCUUUCAAGAAGAUGUUCGGGGGCUCCAAGUCCUCCUACACCGACCAGGACUUUGCGCAAAUUGCCUCGACGCUCAUCCCGUCGCGCAAGACCCAUAACUUCUACACGUCGCGUGAUCAGCUUAUCCGGAUUCUUAGGGAAAACAAUGCGUUGGCAAAGCUCCAUCAGAUCAAGCAGAACUUGCAGAUUCCACCGGCCUUCCCAAUGGACGAGCUUGCGCAGCUUUUGUUUUUCGACAUAGUGUUGUUUGUUGACAACUCUGGCUCCAUGGCGAAUGUCAAGAGACAGACGGAGUUCAAGACAUUGAUGCUAGACAUCAUGAAGACCAUUAGUAUCAAAAAUGAGGGGUUCGCCUUGCGCUUCAUGAACAAAAACGACCAGCUCCAGCAGGGGGUCUACCAGGACACGGGGAUCUCUUUCGACAACAUCCAAUCGGAAGAUACCGUCAGAGCGAUCUUGAACAGCCCGCAUGUGGGCUACUUUGGGGUUACGCCACUUGCGACCAAGCUCUACGAGAAUGUCAUCAAGCCGUUUGUGCUGCAGAGGGUGCCGGCCAAGAGACUUGCCAAACCCGUUUUGGUGGUGGUGCUCACCGACGGGAUGCCCUAUGGAGAGCAGCCUCCGUUUACCGACAAAGACGGCAUUGCCAAGAUUGUCAAGCAGACCAGACAGGAGUUGGUCAAGGGCGGCUACGCCCCAGGAUCUGUGUUGUACCAGUUUGCCCAGGUCGGUGACGACAGACAGGCUGCGGACUACUUAAACGACUUGGACGACGAUAAGGACAUUGGCGAUUUGAUCGAUGUCACGAACGUGUUUGAGAAGGAAAAGGUGCAGUUGAACAAUGAUGUCGCCGACAGGGUGUUUUACUUGAAGAAGUUGAUCUUAGGGCCAAUUGACGAGCUGUUUGACAAGGCUGAUGAGCAGAAGAAAUAGGGGCGCCAUUUAUGGCUAUGUAUUAUUAUAAUUGACGAGCUAUUUGACAAAGCUGAUGUACAGGAGAAGUAGGGAUGCCAUUCACGGUUAUAUUAUUAUUGACUCGAAAUAUGUAGUUAGAAACUG
Messenger RNA from Babjeviella inositovora NRRL Y-12698, 1480 nucleotides. RefSeq names its product vWA domain-containing protein. NCBI's taxonomy places the organism in Eukaryota, Fungi, Ascomycota, Pichiomycetes, Serinales. The transcript has a single exon. The coding region runs from base 23 to 1354 and encodes 443 amino acids. The record is from RefSeq and is a predicted model, not a curated record.